Molecule: messenger RNA, 869 nt
Organism: Aureobasidium subglaciale EXF-2481
Lineage: Eukaryota; Fungi; Ascomycota; Dothideomycetes; Dothideales; Saccotheciaceae
Exons: 2
Coding region: 1-741 (246 amino acids)
Source: RefSeq, a predicted model, not a curated record
AUGGCGAGGUUGGACGAGUCCAUACUGCUUGAGCUGUGCCUGGUAGUCUGGGCCAUGUUGCUGUCCGUGGAUUUGGUACGGACUAGAUAUGUUGCUAUCCAUGUCUUUUACUGCGAGAUUCUCAAGUCGUUCCUUCCAAUACAUGCUUCUUUCCGUCGCGUUGUGCAACAAACAGGAGGGGUAAGGCGAGUAAAUUGCCAUCUGUCAGUGAGAUUCAUCACCUUUUACUUCUACGCCAUUGCGACUGCGGAGUCAUAUACUCCAACUCCACCUCCAACGCCAACGAAACUGGAAACAACAGAGCUCUUGGCCAUGUCAACUACGCCCUCACCACUGAUAACGACCUCUUCACCAACAGUCAACAAACAUCCACACUCAACCGUAGCAAUCGUCGGCGGUGCAGUUGGAGGUGCAGCAGCCCUCCUUCUCAUCCUCGCAGCGAUAUUCAUACCUCUCUUGCGAAAACGGAGAUCUUGCCUAGACAUUGCUCUGAGACGACAAUCUCGGCAUUCUUCUCGUACUGAUACAACGAUAUCCCAUCAGGAUACAUCUCUCACCGAUGAGAAGCUCGAGACUCAAACUAGGAGAGACGGGGAUAAUGCAAGUCUUGACGAGUUGAAGCUGGAAGAAAUGAUUGGCUUGGAGGAGAUGUUGAAGAUAAGGUUUCCGAGUCCGGCGGCGUAUGAACUGGAUGCUGGAAGUUUUGUCGAGGGGAGGGCAAACUGGGAAAUCAAGUUUUAAAAGGUUGUUGUGAAUCCUCUCUUCGUUUCUAUCUUGGGAGUUUUGUGGUUGGUCUGAGAGAUAUGGUCUCGACAUAUCUUGGUGCACUUCGGAGAGAGGUCGUUGAACGAAACAUUCAACACAACAAG